Acanthocheilonema viteae is the source of this 1049-nucleotide messenger RNA. The record is from the annotation of a GenBank genome assembly. NCBI's taxonomy places the organism in Eukaryota, Metazoa, Nematoda, Chromadorea, Rhabditida, Onchocercidae.
GAGAUCUGAAAUUUCACUUAUACAAUUUAAUACCUGGUGGAUUUGAAGAAAAACGAGUGCAAUUUUAUGCUGCUGAAAUCACUCUCGGCUUGCAACAUUUACACAAGGAGCAUAUCAUUUACAGAGACCUAAAACCAGAAAAUAUUCUUCUUGAUGAUUAUGGGCAUGUCCGAAUAUCCGACUUAGGACUUGCAGUUGAAUUAAGAGAUAAUGAACCUAUAAAAGGACGUGUUGGCACAGUUGGCUAUAUGGCGCCAGAAGUUAUCAAAAAUGAACGUUAUUCAUAUGGUGUCGAUUGGUGGGGAUUGGGCUGCCUAAUAUAUGAAAUGAUGGAAGGAAAGGCGCCUUUUCGGCAACGGAAGGAAAAAGUAAAACGUGAAGAAGUGGAACGACGAGUCCGUGAGGAUCAAGAAAAAUAUUCGGAUAAAUUUAGUGAAUCUGGCAGGACUAUAUGCAGAGGUCUUCUACACAAAGAACCAGGCUUUAGACUUGGAUGUCGCAGAGUUGGUAAACCAGAAGAAGGUGCUGAAGAGUUAAAAAGUCAUCCUUUUUUUUCACAAGGAGAUGUGAAUACGGGUAGGGAACCAAUUCCUUGGAAGAAAAUGGAAGCUGGAAAGUUGACACCACCGUUUUGUCCUGAUCCCAGAGCUGUGUACGCCAAAGAUGUGCUUGACAUCGAGCAAUUCAGCACUGUUAAAGGUGUAAGAUUAGAUGCAACAGAUAAUCAGUUUUAUGGAAAAUUCAGCACAGGAUCUGUUUCAAUACCAUGGCAAAAUGAGAUGAUUGAAACAGAAUGUUUCCGAGAGCUCAACGUGAUGGAGGAGAAUGGUGAACUAGUGUUGGAUUUGCGUAAUGACCCGAUUAGAGGUGAAAAUAGCAAAAACGAAUCUAAUAAUAAAUUUGGAUUUCUUGCACGAUUGUUCAAGCGGAAAGUAAACCUGAUUUUGCUGUCAUCACAGUGCCUUUCACUGCUGAAUGUGCUCAGUUCUGUUUAUUAUCUUGCCAAGAGUCGCGUCUCAUGGUGGAGCAUUGCAACCAGGCCGCUUUGA